Dovyalis caffra is the source of this 294-nucleotide messenger RNA. The record is from the annotation of a GenBank genome assembly. NCBI's taxonomy places the organism in Eukaryota, Viridiplantae, Streptophyta, Magnoliopsida, Malpighiales, Salicaceae.
AUGACGCUGAAGGGUCGUGUAAUUCGGUUUUUGCGUCCCUGCAGGGGUGGAGUCCGGUUCGAGACUGGUCAGACACAGGCUGCACCCACCCGAGUAGCCGAAUCCACAGAUGGGAAAACAGCAAAUAUUAUUGCCGGGAAUCGCUCAGCCAAAAGUGGAGCCUCUGUCAUUGUGCAUGUACGUUUUAUUCUUUCUCCAGUUUUUUUGCUCACACGAGUCAAAAGAGUGCGUGCUAAAAUUAAUCAGUGGGUUUACAAAGGAAUGGAAGUAAGCGAUGUGAGUUUGUGUAAGUAA